UGGGGCUCUCUUUCCUCCGCUCGGUGGUCUUUUCUUCUGCUUUAAGGGACCGACUCGCCGUGCGUAGCUUAGCGCAUCUGUCAGUUCACAGGAUCUGGCUGCCUUCCAAGAUUGGAAAAGCAACUUUGGAGGAGAGGGAAAAAGCACAUUCUGGAGGGUUACUGCAGGACAAUCUGAAUGCUUUGCCAGGACAUGAUGUCUCCCGUUGACAUUCAGCUUGAAAGGAAUGACGAGACUGGAGCAUUUUGCAAUGGUGAUAUGUUCUCUUAAACCAGACUGGUGAUAGAGGCUUCCAAAGUCCCGUGGUAGCCCAAAAAAGGAAUACCUCCCCUCAUUCUUGGACCUAAUUACCCUCUGGAGCCAUGAAACCCUUCCGUGGAUCUUUGUACAAGAAACUUUUGUGUUUGCUCCAACACUGCGGACAUUUUGGACUGAGUCCUGCCAAAGGCCCCUGCCAUAGACUAAGACAGUAUUCCUGUUAUAAAGCAGGACUGGUUACAGCUACUGAUCUGGUCAGUUACUGGCAAGAUGUGUUUGAAGCAAAUGCAAUCCCUGAACCACAGACAUCUGCUGAAUAUAUUGUUGCACAAGUUCUGGGAGCAAAAACAUUCCAGAGCUUGAGCACCAGCUGCAUCUCUACUCCCCUCUUGGCAAAACAACAGGAUCAGGUCCAGGAGCUCUGUGCAAAGCGGCUACAAAGAAUGCCAGUGCAGUAUGUUCUUGGUGAGUGGGAUUUCCAGGAUCUGACACUCAAGAUGAAAGCUCCAGUCUUCAUUCCUCGACCAGAGACAGAGGAACUGGUCUCCCUUACUGUGGCUGAAGAAUUGAGGAAGAGAGUGACCACAGCAUGCUGCAAGAAUCCUUUGCUGUCCCCAGAGCCCCAUGGUCCUGUGAUCCUGGAAGUUGGCUGCGGCUCAGGGGCAAUUGCUCUGAGUCUUCUGAAAAAGUUGCCCCAUAGCCAGGUCAUUGCCAUAGAUAAAUCAGAAGCGGCUGUGAAUCUAACCAAAGAAAAUGCUGAAAGAUUACAUCUACAGGACAGGAUCAUUAUCCUUCGCCAUGAUGUCUCUUCAAGCUAUUGGGAAUGUCUACUGCCAUGGGGUUUGGUAGAUACUAUCAUCAGUAAUCCACCUUAUGUUUUCCAUGAAGAUAUGACUCAUCUGGCUGCAGAAAUCCUCAGCUAUGAGGAUCUGGAAGCCCUGGAUGGAGGAGAUGAUGGGAUGGGUGUUAUCAAAGAGAUCCUGAAUCUGGCUUCAUAUAUCCUCAAGGAUUGUGGGAGUGUGUUUCUGGAAGUUGAACCCAGACACCCAGAGAUGGUGAAGAACUGGCUGCGCUGUCACCCUGACUUAUCCCUCUCCGUGUUGGCCACCUACAAUGACUUUUGUGGAAAGCCAAGGUUCCUGCAUAUCCAAAGGCAUGAGGAAGAAGACCGCAGGAGACCAGGAUUAAUUCCCUCAUCCCAGCAUUGUCCUCGUUUGUGUUAGGCGAUACAGCAGGGAAUCUCAGUGCUGCAGUGGGAACUGCCACCAUGCGCAGCAGUUCCAGCAGGCUUUAACAGAGCGGAAGACGGGCCACUCCGCCAAAAAGCUACUUUAUUUUUCCUCUUCUUCCCUGCUGUUUUUUCUUUGCAUGUCACACAUUUUUAGAUUUAGGGCUUGUCUUCUUUAAGUGAUUUCUUGUGAACAGCUACGAGAUCCUUUUUGGCUGAGGGGCAGGAAAAUACUUUAAGUAAAUGAAGUUGAGUGUUGUGUUUCAUGGCCUGUACCAACAGUCUCAGAGAGUACGUUCUCAAACAGCCAGUUUUCUCAUAGAGGACUCAUCCCAUGUGGGUGGACACACUUCAUUCACGUGAUCAGAAUGCCCUGUCAAUCGUAGAUAAUACAGGAUAAAAGCAUCCAAUCAUCAAACCAUCAUCUGAUUAGUCUCUUACAUGAUAAUAGUACCAAUCUCUGCAUUUGAUCUAGAAGCACCUUUCUCUCCCCCAACCUCUGCCUCAGAAAGCAUGUGCUUUGCAUCAGGAGGAACUGCAAAUAAACUUGGUCUUGCAAAUAUGACUAGGUAGUUCAUCAUAAGCGAAACCCACACUGGGGAGAUUGGCAUGACAGGGCCAGCUCACCAUGGCUUACUUAACCCACAGCAUGUCAGCCAAUAUUUUGAAUAUGCAGCCUUGAAUAAGGAUUGCUGCAUGAUGAACCCAGCCAUGAAGGGUCAUUUGAGGGUUAAACAGCUCCCACAUCAUCCUACAGCAAACUGAGGGAGAACAAUGUGUAGGUUAUUGGAGGGUUGGCUAGUCCAUGUCACUUGGGGUUGCAUGACUUGAAAGGACAUGGCAAGCUGGACACCUGCUGCUGCCAUGAAAAAAUGGCGCACAGCACAACAGCCCCUAAAGUCACAAUGGGCUGUUAUGUUGUGUGAAACAGGUCAUCAUGUUCUAAAGUCGCUUCUCAAAAACAUAAUGAGCACUAGCCAAACCUGCCCUCUGCACAGAGUAUUGUGAAGCACCAAUGGGAAGAUGUCCCAGUUGUAUAGUGUACAAUAGCUUAAACUGAAUCUUUUGAUCCAUCAUAGCAUUAAACAAUGCCUGAUGAGUCUGCCGUACCACAUGAGCCUGUCUCUGUGGGCUAGUGGAACCUUCGCAAAAAUAGACAGGAGCUACAAGCAGUUGGAAGAUCUUAACUAUGUAUUGACAAGUCUCAUCUGAUAAGAUAAAGAAAUAUUCAUAAGCUGGCUACAGCCACCAUUUCCUUGAAGCGAUCGGUUUAUUUAUGAUGAUGUUAAAUUUAGAAGGACCGGAAGAAACUAUGUUGCUGCUCAUCUUGAACUGUUAAUCUGGAUGCUAUCACACAUUGAAGGCAAGUCCAGCCAUGUAAGCAAGUGAAGCAGACACUUGGACUGGCAAAUGUUAAGCCAUCUGUGAUCCAAGAGGUGUGAUUGCCCAAGUUCCUUUGCAGUGAGGUAGACUCGACUCGUGCAAAACGGAGUGCUCACUUAAAGUCUGAGCUCCAGUGAAUUAGAAUUAAGCUUGGACCUUUGUGUUUAGUUCAGAUCCAGGUCCAGAGUUGUUUAUCCAGAGUUUCUGAUCAGGAAAAAUUACUCAUCCUGGAGGAAUGUCUGGAGAAGCAGGAGAUGAAUUUGUUGAAGGAAAGCACCAAAGUAUGUGUUAUAAAUAAUAGUGCAGUUUCAUUUUUGAAUGGGUGGUUUCUUUCCUAGAUUGAGCCAGCCAGUAGGUUAUGUAGUGGCUGUGAAGAGGAAGAAACUGGGCAUCCUGUAGAAUCAGGUAUAAGUUGGAAUUUACUCAUUGGUUUGACUGAAAGCCUUUGGCCAGAGGACUUGGGAGAAGGAGUUUUUCAUAAGAUCAGCCUUGUUACUCUAGAUUUAGGAUACCUGGUUCUUACUUCGUCUGUACAAAACUAAGUUCUAAAGUCCGUUUAAACAUUGCAUGGCUAGUAAAUUGCACCUUUGCAUGUGACACCAUCCUUAACCAAUCUAAGGCUGAGGCAUGAUAUGGGAGAGGAUCCCUGCCAUUUCCACAUGUAUGCAACUAUACAUUUUAUCAUUCCUUUGCAUGUUUUAUUUGGAUUAGGUUUGGGUGUUUUCACAGUCUCUGAGCAGAAAUUAGAAUUUUCACCCAAACUGGUCAUAAACACUCAAGAAUAGUAGAAAAUGCCUGCCAUGUUAUUUUCACAAGAACGGUGAAGUGUGCCAUUAAAUAGUUGUUUGGUGUUUGGGAGUACAGGCACUAAGUAGAAACUGGUUGCUUUAUAAGUGAAGGUAAACAGAAUCUGAGGUAUUACUGCUUUUGUAAAUGUUGGCAGGUUUUUUCUAGAUUUGAAAGAAGCCUGUAGUUUCUUCAAGAAGAUUCUGCAUAGGCAACACUUAGUAAAUGUCACAUUCUGCUGAGAGCUAGUUAAAAGAUGUACUGUUCCGACCAUUUACCCUCUCUAUCAUCGCGUGGACUUGAGUAGUCUGGUGCUUGUGGAUGGGUGAUAGAAAACAAGAUGAUGCCGUAUGGGAAAGAAGGAGCUUCUAUGAAUUGGAAAGCUGGCAAGUUCCAAUGGUGGCGAGAAACUGGUUUUGGAUGGGCUUGCCUCCCCACUGAAAAAACAGGUGUACAACUUGGAGAUGCUCCUUGACUCAGUGCUUUCUGGCCAUCGAGUGUCUCUUACAGGGCCUGGUUAUUGCGUCAGCUGCAGUCUGCGCUGGAGUGGCAGGAACUGAAUCCAUUAACUGUGCAGUGGCCACUGCCAAACUGGACCACUGCAGCACACUUUAUGCAGGGCUGCCUUUAAAGAAGAUGGAUGCAGUGGCUACAAAAAGCACUCCUGAUGCUGGUGACUGCUGGGAUGCCUGAGUGCAUAACAGAUACUGUGGGAGCUGCUAGCAGUCUUCCAGGCACAAUGCAAAGAGCUGGUCUUAAUCUAUAGUUCCUCAAGCAGCUUUAGACCAGAUUAUUUGGGGAAUUGCUAUAUGUUACAAUCUGCCUCAGAAGGUCUUUGGGUGCCCUUCUUGAAGAUGGGAUGCAUAAGACAAAGAAGCUUCUUGGAGGUCCCAAGCCUGUAAUUUAAUUUCACAUACUCGACAGUAGGUUCUUGUAUUUCAUUGCUCACAAAUAAAGCAAUGUUUUAAUCUUU
Messenger RNA from Varanus komodoensis (Komodo dragon), 4628 nucleotides. RefSeq names its product HemK methyltransferase family member 1 (gene HEMK1). Gene Ontology annotation, biological process: protein methylation. The coding region runs from base 363 to 1481 and encodes 372 amino acids. The record is from RefSeq and is a predicted model, not a curated record. Lineage: Eukaryota; Metazoa; Chordata; Lepidosauria; Squamata; Varanidae. The transcript has 12 exons. Gene Ontology annotation, molecular function: nucleic acid binding; protein methyltransferase activity. Gene Ontology annotation, cellular component: mitochondrion.